Linum trigynum is the source of this 4078-nucleotide messenger RNA. The record is from the annotation of a GenBank genome assembly. Lineage: Eukaryota; Viridiplantae; Streptophyta; Magnoliopsida; Malpighiales; Linaceae.
GAUGAAGGUUUUCUCAUCUCCAUCUCUGCUCCAUCUUUGAUUCAUCUGUAUCCUGCAGAUUAACAAAAAAAUCAUGGGAUGAAAGCUCUCUCCUUCUCUCUCUAAUCGAUCUGUUCUUCAUCCCCCUCUCCGAAAAUCACCAUCAACCUCCCACAAAAUCUCCGGCUUACCUUCACCUUCGUCGUUCUUCUUUACCGACGAAUCAAUUCCAACAUUCAGCACCUUUCUUUAGUUUGGUAAGAAUCCAAAUCCUUGUUUUCGCCCAAAAAACCCAUCAAUUUUCCUUUUCCCCCAAAUCAGAGCAUCUAGGGUUCAUAUAUAAUUUCUUUCAUCUUUCUUUUGUACAGGAUUUUGCUCACUGUUGGGCCUUCUAAUUAAACGUCUCUCCCAAUUAUUCUGUUUCCUUGGAGGUCCUGCUAUCAGAACGGGAACAUAGUUGCUGGAGGUAAUGUUGCUCUGCUGCAUUUGUGGAGUGCUUUAACAUUUUGAUUCAUGCUACUGCUUUUUAUUUAUGUGUGUGUGGCCUAAUUAACCGAGAUGUAUGAUGUUUUGAAUGGCGGCAUAGUUGAUCUACCUCUAGUUAUUCUUUCUUUGCAGCUGUCGACUAGAAAUUAGUGCUUAUAUGAACUCUGCUGUCCAUGGAUCGUUGUUCUUUGUUUGGACUAAAUAAAGCUUUCAAUUAUUUAGUUUCCCAUGGUAAAUUAAUAUGAGGGCGAGAGUAGUUAGGACUGAGGUAGCUAGCUAGUAUGGUCUCCAUCCUUGGCACUUUAGCAUAAUUUCACAAACGUAUGGAAAAGGAACAGGGUAAGAAAGUGACAAAGAAAUUGGGGUAAGGUUUCUGGCCAAACUUAAAACAAAUGGUGAAAGCUAAGACAUGUCAAUUUUAUUUAGGUCUGGCCUCACUAGAACCUUCACUUCCACUAUUAAUCUUUCUUUUUUACUAUUGGAUGUUGUUCUUCAACGAACCAUUGAUUUUAUUUUUAAUUUGAAGUGGAGGGGUAUGGAACAAAAAUUGCCUUAAAAAGAACAGUAUAAAAAAAUAGAAAGUCCAGAUUGAUGGCUAAAUAGGUUUGUAAGAAGAUUUGGUAUAAUUCUCACACAACCUUUGAACCUUGUUAUACGUUGCAUAGCUUGAAUUUUUUGUUUUUUUUUUUGUUAUGCGUUGCAUAGCUUGCAUACCUUUGUAACUAUGUUUAUAGUUUUUCCUUUUAGACCAAACAAAUUAAUGAUAUCAAGAUCAUCAGAAAGGGGUAAACAACAUGAUUUAGUUAAUAAAGUUCUUAUUUUGCCGGUGAAUGUAAUGAAUAGUGUGUUUCUUGACUCUAUUUCACAACAUCAGCAUAACAACUUAAUCAUAAUGUACAGUUUGAGUUUUAGAUGGAUAGAGAAGCUCAAGAUUCGAAUGAGAUCGAAGAGCAUAUUGCUGAUGGUUUGGAAGAGAUUUUAGAUUUGCAUGGAACAGAACAAGAUAGUUGGAGAAAUGUUAUGGAAAAUUGGCAGAGACAAAGAGAUAUGUGUGUUAUCCAGCUUAUUUGCUACAUUGUUUUUGCAUUGCAUCGAUUAAAUAGUCAAGCCUCUAAUGGAUCUUUGAGUUAUCAAGUUAGAGAAGAUAAAAGGAUCGAGUUUUUGCAAGAAUUACGUAACCAAGAAGCUGCAUGUCGUCCCAUAUUGCGCAUGGGAGUAGAUGCCUUUGUUCUAUUCUUUGAAAAAUUACGAGGUACAGGAGUGUUGCAAGAUUAUAAGCGUGCCACUGUGGAAGAGCAAGUAGCGAGGUUUUUGUCUAUUCUUGCCCAAACUGGUGGCAAGUAUCGCACUUUGGCUUUCUAUUACCACCGAAGUAUUGGGACUAUUAGUAGGCAUUUUCAUAAUGUCUUGCGAGCGGUGAUAAGUUUGGCACCUGAAUUCCUGAAGCAACCUAAUGCAACAACGCCAGUGUCUUCCAAAAUAGCCAAUAACUCUAGAUUUUUCCCUUACUUCAAGGAUUGCAUUGGUGCUAUUGAUGGAACCCACUUUCGGGUGAAAGUAAAUCGCGCCGGUCAAACUCGUUUUAGAGGUCGAAAAGAGUGGCCUACACAAAAUGUUUUAGCUGCAUGCAACUUUGACUUGCAAUUCUUAUAUGUUUUAGCUGGGUGGGAAGGGACUGCAUCUGAUUCGAGGAUUUUAAAAGAUGCAUUGACUAGACCACAUGGGCUUGUUAUACCAGAAGGGAAAUUCUAUCUCGGAGAUGGUGGGCUAAUGUUACGUGCGUCAUUAUUAACACCAUACAGACGUGUUCGAUAUCACCUUAAGGAGUAUUCUCGUAAUGCUCCUAAGAAUGAAAAAGAAUUGUUCAAUCAUCGCCAUGCUAGUCUGCGUAACUCGAUUGAACGAUGUUUUGGAGUGUUGAAAAAGAGAUUCCCUAUUAUUGCCACCGGUGCUGAGGCUCAAUACUCUUUUGACACUACAACCAACAUUAUCCUUGCUUGUUGUAUUAUACAUAACUUCCUCAUGGGAGUUGACCCAGAUGAGCAACUAAUUGCAGAAGUCGAUCGAGAACUAGCGAGGAGGCAAAGGCAAAACGAGCCACAAUGUGAAGAGGAAACAAGAGCUGGGAUAGAAUUGCGUGAUAGUAUAGCAAACCACAUGUGGCAUGAUUAUAUACAUAAUGUGCAACAAGUGGGUACAAUGAGCAAAAGAGCAAAAGGAAAGCAGGCUCUUCAAGGGGAGGCAUCGACUAAGGAGAAUCUAUGUUGGACCGAGGAUAUGGAUACCGCAUUGCUGGAAGCCUUUCUAGCCGAGCAACGCAAGGGGAAUAGGCAAGAGGGAACAUUCACUUCUCAUGCCUACAAUAAUGUUGUUACUUCUUUGCGUGUACGGUUUCCAUUUAAUUUCGACAAGGAGAAAAUUAAAAAUAGGCAGAAGACGUUGAAGAAGCACUUUGCAACUGUGAAAGACUUAUUCCACAACACAAGUGGUUUUGCAUGGAGUCCGGUAACCAAAAUGUUUACAGCUGAACCGGAAGUAUGGGAGCGCCUAAUUGAGGAGAAUCCAAGUGCUAGCAAAUGGAUCAGGACGCCCAUCAACAACUAUGGUAAGAUGUUUGAGUUGUAUGGUGAACAUAGAGCAACUGGAGAUGGAGCUGCGAGUGCAUUUGAGAGGAUCGAUCGUUGGAAUAUGAGGAAUUCAUCAUUCAACAUUGAUUUGAAUGACAUUUCAGAAGAUGAUGAAGGUAUGAAUGCCUAUACUCCUUCACCUUUUACACCUCGUGAAGGGACAAAUGCAUAUAGCUCCGAUGGUAGAUCUGCUUUCACUCCUGAUCCUUCACCAUCAGUCGACUCUCAUGGAACUGCCUCUUCAAAAGGAAAAAAAAGAAAAGCAACUAUGGGAGAUGUAUCUGUCAACGAGCUAGAGGUAAUGUCUACCAACAUGAGUAGAAUGGCAGCAGGUAUAGAGAUGGGGAAUAUGAUUGCUGAACGUUCUGCCAAGGCAAUGGAGAAAGGAAACGAGAUUAAAGAGAAGUCAUUGGUGAUCCUUGAACACCAAAAGACUCACAUCUACAAAGAGGGAGAAAUUUAUCAAGAAUUGCAGCGUUAUGACAUUCCUGCAGAAAUGAGGUUGAAUGGUUAUAAGUACUUGUCCCAAAAUCCGGGGACCACAAGGGUUCUAUUUGGCUUGCCAGAUGAGUACCGCCAGCAGUUUGUUGUUGAUUUGGCAAAAAAGCAAGCCUUUUGGCAAGUUGACUUCUGAAGUAGUAUGAAGGUGUUUUGUUUUGUCUAACAUGAUGUAUGCGGAAGUAUUAGCAGGUCGCCUCAUUUUGGACGAAAUUAUGUGCGUCUAGUACUAGUAGGUACUUUUUGUGGACGAAUUCGGGUAUGUAUAAUGUUAGCAGGUGACCUUAUUUGGAACGGAUUUAUGUUUGUCAGCAGAUGACUUACUUUUGGACGGAUUUGUGUAUAUCCAAUAUUAGCAUGUCGUUUAUUUUGGACAAAUUGAUGUAUGUCUAGCAUUAUCAUCACCUUAUUUUUGACAUAUUUGGAUAAUGUUAGGUCUCUUCUGCAUCUGUAGCCUAUAUACCAAAGAAUAAAAGCGAGAGAAUUGA